GUCGAGCGCUCAGGUGCGAAGGGGGGGCGGUGACACGGUGUCUAUUGUAUACCUGGCCACAACGGAGAGUCGGCGUAAACCCUGCGUGGUUGUGCUGCACCACGUAGCCUUGGUUUCCGUCACGCACCUCCACGCACGAUGCGCGGCUACUACACCUCGGCGUCGUGGCUACUCAUCCUCCUUCUAGACGCGUGCUGUUUGUUGACUACGCCGGUCUCAGCACGGCUGGAGGACGUGCCCAAGUUCAACGCCAGCGCCGCCUGCAACGGGGGCACGUACAUCGCUACCAGGCAGGGCUACCUGUUCGGUCCGUCGUACGCCGACGCCGAAAUCAAGCAGCUGACAGCGGGGGCUGGAGUGCAUCGUUGUUCGUGGACCCUGGACACCAACAGUUCGGCUAAGGUGGUGCGGCUGGUGAGCCAGUACUUCUCGCUGGAUGACCACUGCGUCCAGAGCAAACUGCACGUGCACGACGGCGACUCACGGGAGGCCCCGUUGUUGGCGACCCUGUGCGGUGCUGACGUGCCCGCCGAGCUGAUCACGUCGGCGGGAGCCCUUCACUUGGAGCUCGAGUUCCGCGCCAUACAUGUCGGCGAGGGUUUCAUGUUCUACUUCGAGCAUGCCUACAGGCCGGUCGAGUGCGCGGCCGAGCUCGUGAGCUGCCGCAAUGGGUACCGCUGCGCCAGCAAUGAACAGCUAUGUGACAGAAACGACGACUGCGGCGACGGCACCGACGAAGAGGAGUGCCCCGUCUCGGCCGUCAACAGCACCGCAGUGUUCCGACCUGCUGUUUGCGGCAGUGCCCCGAGCGACACGGACCGGAUCGUGGGCGGCACGGAGGCAUCGAUGGACCGGUGGACCUGGAUCGCCCAACUGCGCAUGCCCCGUGACGAGCCGAACGGAUACCGCUGCACGGCCACGCUCAUAGCGUCCAAGUGGCUCGUCAGCGCGGCGCACUGCUUCAAAGUCUCUCUGAAGCCGGACCGGUGGGUGGUAAACCUUCGCCGGCACGGCAUCAUCCUCCAAGAGGAUGAGACUGUGGUCCGCUACGUCCAUCGCAUCAUCAUCCAUCCUGGAUACAAUGGAUUCAAACCAUGGAACGUGAGCGACGCCAUAUCCUGUACCCUAUACUUGCUCUGUGCGUCUCAUAAGAUUAACAAUGAGACUUAGAGGUUCUU
This is a messenger RNA of Rhipicephalus sanguineus (brown dog tick), 1178 nucleotides long. Its product is annotated as low-density lipoprotein receptor-related protein 12. The transcript has 6 exons. Gene Ontology annotation, molecular function: protein binding; serine-type endopeptidase activity. The record is from RefSeq and is a predicted model, not a curated record. Gene Ontology annotation, biological process: acrosome reaction; proteolysis. Lineage: Eukaryota; Metazoa; Arthropoda; Arachnida; Ixodida; Ixodidae. Bases 139 to 1170 code for a protein of 343 amino acids.